Messenger RNA from Trichoderma reesei QM6a, 1016 nucleotides. RefSeq lists its product as uncharacterized. Gene Ontology annotation, cellular component: ribosome; cytosolic small ribosomal subunit. The coding region runs from base 44 to 475 and encodes 143 amino acids. Lineage: Eukaryota; Fungi; Ascomycota; Sordariomycetes; Hypocreales; Hypocreaceae. The transcript has 3 exons. Gene Ontology annotation, biological process: translation; maturation of SSU-rRNA from tricistronic rRNA transcript (SSU-rRNA, 5.8S rRNA, LSU-rRNA). Gene Ontology annotation, molecular function: RNA binding; structural constituent of ribosome. The record is from RefSeq and is a predicted model, not a curated record.
CGAAGACUGCAGCAGCAUCAUCUCAGACACCGCACCAGCAACCAUGUCGUCAACUCAGAGCGUGCAAUGCUUCGGCAAGAAGAAGACGGCCACUGCCGUCGCCCACUGCAAGGCUGGCCGUGGUCUCAUCAAGGUCAACGGCCGACCUCUGUCUCUGGUCCAGCCUGAGAUCCUCCGCUUCAAGGUUUACGAGCCCCUCCUGGUUGUCGGCCUCGACAAGUUCGCCAACGUCGACAUCCGCGUCCGUGUCACCGGUGGUGGUCACACCUCCCAGAUCUACGCCAUCCGCCAGGCCAUCGCCAAGUCCCUCAUCGCCUACUACCAGAAGUACGUCGACGAGCACUCCAAGAACCUGCUCAAGCAGGCCCUUGUCCAGUUCGACCGCACCCUGCUGGUCGCUGACAACCGCCGCUGCGAGCCCAAGAAGUUCGGUGGUCCCGGCGCCCGCGCCAGGUACCAGAAGUCUUACCGAUAAACGGGGACGCGCAAGACCGAAAGAAGAAUGGGCUUUCUUUGGGGCUGCUGCUGGUCGGGGCGUUUUUGGCGCUGCUGGGGAGGAGGAGAUGAAGAAGAAGAAGAAGACUGAGGUGGUCGUGAUGACGGAGGAGACAGGGAGGAUGAAGAAACGGUCGAGAGAAGCAUUCCUGCAGCUGUUGUUCCACUGCUUGGCAGCGCUGAGGAUGUGGAUUUUCACACAAACGAGAAAAGAAAAAAGGGCCGGAGUCGCAUGUUUCCCUGGCAUGGGGGGAUAGGUUUCCCAUUGGCAUUUCGCAUGGCCUUGCUUUGGGGCGGAUUGUAACGGGUCUGGCAGGCUAAUGAAAUCUUCACAACGUUACGAAGCGUGGCAGAGAUGGUGCAUGUCUGUGAAUGUUGCUCUGUACAGCCCAUGGCUGCGCGUAUCACAACUAUCUGCGAGAGAGUUGACGAAGUUGUUUGGAGACUCGAGGCACUAAGCCUUUUGAUGUUGGGUAUACAGUUCCUCGUCGUGCUGGACAGGCAAGAUUUGCUGUCCUCGG